This is a messenger RNA of Betta splendens (Siamese fighting fish), 1734 nucleotides long. RefSeq names its product KRR1 small subunit processome component homolog (gene krr1). Gene Ontology annotation, cellular component: nucleolus; small-subunit processome. Gene Ontology annotation, molecular function: RNA binding. Bases 182 to 1207 code for a protein of 341 amino acids. NCBI's taxonomy places the organism in Eukaryota, Metazoa, Chordata, Actinopteri, Anabantiformes, Osphronemidae. The transcript is spliced from 10 exons. The record is from RefSeq and is a predicted model, not a curated record.
ACUGGGUAUCAGCAGCGAUGCACUGCUGGUCUCGACGGGGACCGGACAGGUGCCUCCAAAUUCCACGAAGAAGAGUAUCGGCGCGUCACUUCCGCUUUUGGGCAAUCAUGGCGUCCUCCACGACGGGAGACGGCUGGAUGACUCCGAACUCCUCACUGUUCCUGAUGGAUGGAAAGAGCCUAUGUUUACCAAAGAAGACAAUCCUCGUGGUCUUCUGGAGGAAAGCAGCUUUGCUACACUCUUCCCUAAAUACAGAGAAGCCUACCUCAAAGAGUGCUGGCCGCUCGUGGAGAAAGCUUUGGGAGAAUCCCAAAUAAAAGCCUCAUUGGACUUAAUAGAGGGCAGCAUGACGGUUUACACAACUAAGAAAACAUUUGACCCAUAUUCCAUCUUAAAAGCAAGAGACCUCAUCAAGCUGCUGGCCAGGAGUGUCCCAUUUGAACAGGCUGUGCGGAUAUUACAGGAUGAUGUAGCCUGUGACAUCAUUAAAAUCGGGACCCUGGUUAGAAACAGAGAUCGGUUUGUGAAGCGAAGGCAGCGGCUUGUUGGUCCAAAGGGUUCAACCCUGAAGGCUUUAGAGUUGUUAACUAGCUGCUAUGUGAUGGUGCAGGGCAACACAGUGUCAGCCCUGGGGCCCUUUAAAGGCCUAAAGGAGGUUCGUAAAGUAGUGAUGGACACAAUGAAGAACAUCCACCCCAUCUAUAACAUCAAGACGCUGAUGAUCAAACAGGAGCUGUCCAAAGACCCUGAGCUGCGGGUGCAGAACUGGGAACGAUUCCUGCCACACUUCCGCCACAAGAACCUCUCAAAACGCAAGGAGCCCAAGAAGAAGAGGCGCGUGAAGGAGUACACGCCAUUCCCUCCCCCACAGCCAGACAGCAAGGUUGAUAAGGAACUGGCAACAGGAGAAUUCUUCCUGCGCAAAAGUGAAAAGAAAAUGAAGAAGAUGGAGGAGAAUAAGGUCAAACAAGCAGAGUCCCUGACAAAGAAGCAAGAACAGCGGAACAAAGCUUUCAUUCCUCCAAAAGAGAAGCCGUUAAUGAAAAAGACUGGUAAAGCUCCUUCACAAAACAAGCUGGACAUUGAAACCAUCAAGGACAAAGUAAAGAAGGCCAAAACUAAGAAACUGGGGGCUCCUCCGCCAGUGAAUCCAGCUCCUCCCAGCAACAUCAAAAAGAAGAAUAACAAAUCUAAAAGCAAAGGCUGAACAGCCUCGCUGCUUCCGUAACACAUGCUUUGUUAAGUGACCUGGGGUUCGCUGGACAGUGAAAGGACUCAGAAUAAAUGUUUUAUGCUUGGAGUGAAACAAAUUCCAGUAUAAAGCAUCACAGGCAUUUUUUUAUUCUUCAGAUUUUGUAUGGUAAUUGUUCACACAUUAGAAAAUAUGUUUUCCUCUGUUUUUAAGUUCAAUACGUCUUAGGGAAAUAUGUCUGUUAUCUUAGCAAUCUGGAUCUUAUUUUGUGAGUAAAAUCUGUAAAGCUAAUUUUGGAACAUUAUCACCUUAAAUAUUGUUGCUAGGGUUUGUUUAGAGCUCUGUUCAUAAAAUUUAAAUGUCACCCUGUAUUAUUCUGGUCUCUCCACAAACAUCUGGUACCUAAUCUGGGUUCUCAGUAGGUGCAUUAAUGCUCAAGAGUGUUGAAAACUACUGAUGCAUUGCGCUGAUGAUACUGUCAUAGGCUGUAAAACAUAAUAAAUUUCACAUCACACAAAAUAAAAUCUCAAACAUUUACGGUA